AUGAAGUUCAAUCCUUUUGUGACUUCGAACAACAGCAAGAACUGUAAAAGACAGUUCAGUGCACCUUCCCACAUUCACAGGAAGAUUGUAUUUUCCCCUCUUUCCAAAGAGCUGAGACAGAAAUACAAUGUUCGAUCUAUGCCCGUCCGAAAGGAUGAUGAGGUUCAGGUUGUGCGAGGACACUAUAAAGGUCAGCAGAUUGGCAAAGUAGUCCAGGUUUACAGGAAGAAAUAUGUCAUCUACACUGAACGGGUGCAACGGGAAAAGGCAAAUGGCACAACUGUCCAUGUGGGCAUUCACCGCAGCAAGGCGGUUAUCACCAGGCUAAAACCGGACAAAGACCGCAAAAAGAUCCUGGAAUGGAAAGCCAAAUCUCGCCAAGUAAGAAAGGAAAAGGGCAAAUAUAAGGAAGAAACAAUUGAGAAGAUGCAGGAAUAAAGUCCUCUUAUAUAACUUUAAUUAAAAUUGCUAA
This is a messenger RNA of Heterocephalus glaber (naked mole-rat), 472 nucleotides long. Its product is annotated as large ribosomal subunit protein uL24. Gene Ontology annotation, molecular function: RNA binding; structural constituent of ribosome. Gene Ontology annotation, cellular component: large ribosomal subunit; ribosome. The record is from RefSeq and is a predicted model, not a curated record. NCBI's taxonomy places the organism in Eukaryota, Metazoa, Chordata, Mammalia, Rodentia, Bathyergidae. Gene Ontology annotation, biological process: translation.